UUUUAUUGUUUUAUUUACUGUCUAUAAAUCCAUCAAUUUACAGUUAGUAAAAAUAGCAUAAAUAUAUAAACAUACCCUAAUAUAUAGGCUAUAAACAUAAAAAUGUAAAAUAAUAAUAAUAAUAAAAAUAAUAAUAUUGUGGUAUUGAAUUUGAGAAAAACAAAUAGCUAAUGUCAGCCUUAUUGCCUGUUACACAUUUGACAUCAUGAUGAACUUGUCAGCAUAUUCUCGGACAGACAAAAAUAGAUUGCUUGUUGUUCAUCUUUGUGUUAGCCUAAGUGAUUUAACUUGAGGCUAAAAUGUAGCUUUUAAUGACGACUACAGGCUUCACUGAAUCAAUGACAUAAUAAACACAUUAAUGGAGGGGUCAUAUCAUAUCACGAGGAAUCAUUUCUGCGGAAUCUGUACAGCAGUGAAAGGGUGGGGAGAGUGACGUACAUUAUGACCGCGUCUCUGGAGCAAUCCACUACAUACAGAGAAGCGGAUUGUAAUUACUCCAACAACGUUACUAACUAAAGCUGCUAAAAGCAAUAAAACAAAGCACACCUGAUAGAUUUAAAGCAUUUAAAAUGAUUUUUAUGAUAUUUUUGAUGAGCAAUUAUCUAGCACUACAGAAGCGUGAAGCCCGAAAGGUCCGGAUCCCCCCUCUUGUGUGUCAGUGGUUGAGUCCACUGGUAAAAUUCCGAGAAUUGCGAGCUGCGUCUUCUCAGAAGAGUUCUUCCAAGAACUGUCUUCGCUGGACACUUCCAAGAAAAAUACACCAGGUGAACAAUAUGUCGAGUGCAGCAGACGGCUGCGUUAAAUUCACUCGCCAUGCCGGUGAUGUGCUGUUCAACUUCAACCGCCUACGCAACAGAAACAUCCUGACUGAUGUCACCAUUAUGGUCGGUGGGCAGCAAUUUCAAGCCCACAAGACAGUUCUGAUGGCAUGCAGCGGCCUCUUCUACUCCAUGUUUGCAGACACUCAUAAGAGCAACUUGAGCUUCAUAAGUUUAGAUCCAAAGGUGGACCCCGAUGGCUUCGCCAUACUGCUGGAGUUCAUGUAUACGUCUUGCCUCACUCUUAAAGAUAACUUCAUUAUAGCCACCCUCAACACAGCCACAUACUUACAGAUGGACCAUGUGAUGGACACAUGCCAGAGGUUCAUAGACUCCAGGGGCUUGUGUGUGAAGCAGACCAGAGCAGAGAUGCUGGUUAAUCACGGCUGUUUAUCUUCAGAAGCUCCCUUCAUCCUUAGAGAUGCCCUGAACAGCCAAUCCAGUGUUAACUUUAGCACUUACGGUCCUCCCAACCUGCACUAUGCAGUCAGCACUUCCACCGAAAGCCCGACUCGCUUCUACAGACAUCUGCCGCUCCCGCUGGAGACCUCCAACACCGCAAACCCCCUUUGGCAGAUCCCCAAGACCGGCGUAAUAGCCCGUCAACAGCACUCCCUGCCAGACAGCGGAGACUCGGCUAGGAUGAUGACUAACGCGGGAGCCACGGAAUCCAGAGAAGAGAGGAAACGUCCAUCUGUGCUCUUUCGUUCAGCUCGAGCCGAGGGAGACCGGAAGGCUGCGAAUGUGCAUUCAGAGGUGGAGAACACUGAACCGUGUCACACCAGUGGUCCCGAGAGCCCUCUUAGAUCAGACUGCCAACCCAACUCACCCGCAGAGUCCAGCAGCUGCAGUCGAGGGGCGGCGUCUCCUCCCAGCUCCAUCAGUCACCCAAAGGUCCACAACUGGAAGAAGUACAAGUUCAUUGUGCUGAACUCCACAGAUGGAGCGACUGACAACAGUUCACUAACUCCAUCCCACAUAGUUUCAGAAUCCACCAACAAGAGCAAUGAAGGCAGAGGGCAGCUCAUUAUGGAUAGCAGAUCUGCAGAUGAUUGCAUCAAAAAAGAAGAGCGUGGCUCACUUCCUAACUCUUUGACAGAGGAGAGCAGCAUGGGACCCACAAGAUCAGAGAGGGACAGACUCUACUGCAACGAGUGCGAGUCCAAGAGUGAAUCUGAUGCAGAAAAGCCUCAGUGGCUGCAGGACGGAAAACCAUACAAAUGUGACCGCUGCCAAGCCAUGUUCCGCUAUAAAGGAAACCUAGCUAGCCACAAGUCCGUCCACACAGGAGAGAAACCGUACCGCUGCAAUGUAUGUGGAGCUCAGUUCAACAGGCCUGCCAAUCUGAAGACACAUUCACGGAUCCACUCAGGAGAAAAACCAUACAAAUGUGAAACCUGCGGCUCUCGCUUUGUCCAGGUGGCUCACCUAAGGGCUCACGUACUGAUCCACACUGGAGAGAAACCAUACCCGUGUGACAUCUGCGGAACACGCUUCCGCCACCUCCAGACGCUGAAGAGUCACUUAAGAAUACACACAGGCGAGAAGCCUUAUCAUUGUGAGAAUUGUGACCUGCACUUCCGUCACAAGAGUCAGCUGCGUCUGCAUCUGCGGCAGAAGCAUGGUGCGGUCACCAACACCAAGGUCCAGUACCGCAAAAGCAGAACAGACCUGCCUGUCAGCUCCCUCGUGACCUCUUGAAAAAACCUUAAGCUGUUCAGAGACUCAACAAAAACCUUUUCAAGUAAAGAUAUGGUGAAGGAGACAUGAUCAUUUACUGGUACUGCCACACGAAAAGCCAUCAGGAAAUACAGAUGCCCGCAUGGAUCAUUGUGACGCCCAUGCCGGUGUUUACUCAUAUGGUGAUGUUACUUUUUUUAUCUGAAAUAUGAAGGCCUAGUGCACCAGCACAUUCUGGUUCACCCUUCAUGAUUUCAGCCAGGUAUCAUGGUGGUUUGUUAAGAUUUUAAUAAUAAUAUAAACACAGACUUCCAAGCAUUGUACUUAAGUUCUUGUCAAUACAGACUGCAAAUUCUUAGUGUAAGAUUAGAUAUUUGAACAUAAUUUUAUCUCUAUUUAUUUUUUUAGAAUGCUAUUUCACUCCCUCUCCAGGCAAACUAUGCACUGUAUAUAAUAUACAAGGGGAAGAUUGGUACAAUUGCAGUGUAAACGUUUUACCAAUGUGGUACAUUUAAAGAAGCCCUGCUCUGUCUGACAAUUGUAUUGUAUUUACAUGUGUUUGUACAGUUGUUUUUGGUACUAGAGGGCCAAAUGUCCUUGCAAUUAAAUAUUUGAUACCAAACAAA
Megalobrama amblycephala (Wuchang bream) is the source of this 3124-nucleotide messenger RNA. RefSeq names its product BCL6A transcription repressor b (gene bcl6ab). The coding region runs from base 570 to 2519 and encodes 649 amino acids. The transcript has 9 exons. Gene Ontology annotation, cellular component: nucleus. Gene Ontology annotation, molecular function: RNA polymerase II cis-regulatory region sequence-specific DNA binding; DNA-binding transcription factor activity, RNA polymerase II-specific; protein binding. The record is from RefSeq and is a predicted model, not a curated record. Gene Ontology annotation, biological process: regulation of transcription by RNA polymerase II. NCBI's taxonomy places the organism in Eukaryota, Metazoa, Chordata, Actinopteri, Cypriniformes, Xenocyprididae.